Molecule: messenger RNA, 222 nt
Organism: Leishmania major strain Friedlin
Lineage: Eukaryota; Euglenozoa; Kinetoplastea; Trypanosomatida; Trypanosomatidae
Gene: HASPA1
Product: hydrophilic acylated surface protein a
Exons: 1
Coding region: 1-222 (73 amino acids)
Source: RefSeq, a predicted model, not a curated record
AUGGGAAGCUCUUGCACGAAGGACUCCGCAAAGGAGCCCCAGAAAAGUGCGGGUAACAUCGAUACGACCACUCGAAGCGAUGAGAAGGACGGCGUCCUUGUGCAGCAGAACGACGGGGAUGUGCAGAAGAAGAGCGAAGAUGGAGACAACGUGGGAGAGGGAGGCAAGGGCAAUGAGGAUGGUAACGAUGAUCAGCCGAAGGAGCACGCUGCCGGCAACUAG